GUCCUUUUGUAACGCGUUCGGCUCACUCCCUUAUAAGGAUAAACCCCACAGCAUAAUCUCAGGCGAGAGAAAAACGAUUAUCUACAUGUCUAUGUGAUCCCUUGCCGGAGAUCUCCCGGCCAUGACCACAACAGCGGUGGGCCACCCAUCGCCGCCUCCCAUAAAUCUCCCCACCUCCGCUUUCUCUGCCGGUGAAUUGAGUGACGCCAUUCCAAUUUCGCCUAUGGAAGCCGCACACAUGUUCCACAACGGCGAGGAGGCGAUGGACGACUUCGACUUCGAUUUCUCAUUCGAAGAUUUCUACCUCCCCUCCGACAAUUCCCUCGAAAACGAUUUGCUACCAGUUUCGCUCGACCAGGCUGUUUGUGAUCCUGCCCUGGCGCAGCACUUGGGGCCCGCUUGUUUCGCGCAACAGGGAUCCGGCUGUGAACAGAUCGGGGCGUUUAAGGACUCUGCUAGCAUUUUCAAGUCGUCGUCUGCAGAACUCUGUCAUUUCUCGGCCGAUCACAUUGCAGGUGAUGCCGUCUUUCUGAAUCCUCCGUCACCGGAGCUAAGCUCCAGUGGCUCUGGGGUUUUGUUUCUGAAUUCUCCGGAAUCGCAGCAGAUUUGCGGAGAUAUCUCCGGGUACCUGAAUGUUCCGUCGCCCGAGUCGAAUGGGUCUAAUCGCGAGGCUUCUCAGCGGUCUGGUAAUGAAAACCAGGGCUCGAGUGGUGACGUAGUUUUGGAUUGCCCUUCUCCAGAGUCCGCCGGACCAGAAUUUGUAUCCACAGACUCAGAUAAAUCGGUAAAUUCCUCGACUGACUCUGGAACUGCAAAUUCGAUUAAGAUUGGUGUGGUUGACCAGAAAUUCAAGUUAGAGAACGUGAAUGCUGAUACUGUUAAUAACAAUAAAAUAAAUAACAGCUGUACUAACUCUAUGCUGAAGAGGAAAAAACAUACUGAGGAGACCAACAAUGGGGAGUCUCGGAGUAGCAAACAUAGAAAACCUGUUGACUAUAUCAACACUGAGAAUAACAGUGAGAAUAAUGAUAAUAUCUCUUGUGGAGAGGAAGAGAAGAGGAAAACUAGAUUAAUGAGAAACCGAGAGAGUGCCCAACUCUCAAGGCAACGUAAGAAGCAUUACGUUGAGGAGUUGGAGGAUAAAGUGAGGAAAAUGCAUUCAACAAUCCAAGACCUGAAUGCCAAGAUAUCUUAUCUAAUGGCCGAAAAUGCUGUCUUAAGGCAGCAGGUGGGUAGUAAUGGAGUUGCUGUGGCACCCCAAAUGGCACCCCCACCCCCGGGGAUGUAUCCACCCGUAAUCUAUCCAUGGAUGCCAUGUGCACCACCUUAUAUGAUCAAGUCACAAGGGUCUCAGGUUCCUUUAGUUCCGAUUCCAAGGUUGAAGCCUCAUAAAACAGUCUCUACACCUAAAAAUAGUAAGAAAGUGGAGAAUAAGAAGCAUAACGAGGUGAAGACUAAAAGCGUUGCCAGCAUUAGUUUCAUUGGCUUGCUGUUUUUUAUAUUUAUAUUUGGUGGGUUGGCCCCCACAAUGAAUUCAAAGUAUGGGGGGAUCAGAGAGGCAUUUACAAGGAGAGAUGGUUAUACAUAUGAAAAGCACCCCGGAAAAGUGUUGGCUGCUAAUAAUGAAACUGGCCAUGGUGAGAGCUAUGAUAAUAGGAAGUAUUUUAGCAACAUGACCCAUUUUGGUGGUGGGGAAGAUCACGGAGAUGGAGGAGUAAAGAGACACAGCGAGAAAGAGAAAGAUGAGUUUGUUCAAUCGGGCAAUGGUAGUGCACCCCUUACGGCCUCCUUAUAUGUUCCCAGGAACGACAAGCUUGUGAAAAUCGAUGGUAACUUAAUCAUUCAUUCUGUUAUGGCAAGUGAGAAAGCCAUGGCGUCUCAUGGUAGUGCCAAAGAAAAGGAGGGGAGCAAAGAGACAGGUCUGGCAGUUCCUGAAAACAUGGCCUCUGCUAUCACUGGUGGAAUACAUCCUCAAUUGUAUCAAGGUGCAGCUGAGCAUCAGAGGGCACUUGGUUCUGAUUCUAUGGGAAAAGACAAUAUGAGGUCAUCUGGAGCUGCUGAUGGUAGACUGCAGCAAUGGUUCAGAGAAGGCCUUUCAGGACCUAUGUUAAGCUCAGGAAUGUGUACAGAGGUAUUCCAGUUUGAUGUGUCAUCGGCCAUAGUUCCAGCCAGCUCCCUGAGGAAUAUAUCUCAGAAUGCCAAAAAGGGGAGAAAUAGAAGGAUCCUCAAUGGUUUUGCGGUUCCUCUUUCCGCAUCAUCUCACAACAUAUCUGCUGAAACAGUGGAAAUAAAUGGGGAGGGAGAAGAGCUGAAGGGAAACAAUUCACUGUCUUCUUCAUCAAUGGUUGUUUCCGUGCUUGUCGAUCCGAGGGAGGGUGGGGAUGGGGAUGCUGAUGGGGUGAUGGGAAAGAAGUCUCUCUCUCGGAUAUUUGUUGUCGUGUUGGUGGAUAGCGUAAAGUAUGUAACUUACUCGUGCAUCCUUCCGUUAAAGGGAUCGGUCCCUCAUCUAGUCACUACCUGAGGAAGGAAAGAGGUGUUAGGUUAGUUAAACUCACCCAUCUUCUGAAGCAAUUUUGUGGAGAGCUUAUAUGCUGGGACGAUGUUGAUGAUAGAGAAUGACAGAAGUGGAAUAGCGUAAUUUAUAUAUUUAAUAACAAUGAGGACUUUUAUCUUCUUCUUUAUAUUAGCUUCUUCUCAUGUAACCUUGCACCUGAUACAAGAGACUAGUUCUAAGACUUCUAACUUGUGUACGAUAUCAUGUGUAAUUUUCAGCUUUUGUAUUUCAUAUAUGCAGCUUCUAUACGAUCAACUCUUGAUAUACUCCAUUUGGUAUUUCUUAAUAU
Messenger RNA from Cuscuta europaea, 2843 nucleotides. The record is from the annotation of a GenBank genome assembly. Lineage: Eukaryota; Viridiplantae; Streptophyta; Magnoliopsida; Solanales; Convolvulaceae.